This is a messenger RNA of Talaromyces marneffei, 2007 nucleotides long. RefSeq lists its product as uncharacterized. NCBI's taxonomy places the organism in Eukaryota, Fungi, Ascomycota, Eurotiomycetes, Eurotiales, Trichocomaceae. The record is from RefSeq and is a predicted model, not a curated record. Gene Ontology annotation, cellular component: cytosol. The coding region runs from base 1 to 2007 and encodes 668 amino acids. Gene Ontology annotation, molecular function: acetyl-CoA synthetase activity; AMP binding. The transcript is spliced from 6 exons.
AUGUCGGAAGGAGAUGUCAUGCCUCCUAAGGGCCCAGUGGUCGCAGAGGCCCAUGAAGUAGACACCUUCCAUGUCCCCCAGGCUUUCCACAAGAAGCACCCUACCAGGCCACAUCUGAGUUUUGGAGAAUACAAGAAGCUCUAUGAAGAAUCAAUUCGACAGCCCGACGUCUUCUGGGCUCGAAUGGCACGCGAGCUCCUUACCUUUGAAAAAGACUUCCACACCACACACGUCGGCUCCUUCGAGCACGGAGACAACGCCUGGUUUUUGGGCGGCAAGCUGAACGCUUCUUUCAACUGUGUUGAUCGCCAUGCCAUCAAGAACCCGGACAAAGUGGCCAUUAUCUACGAGGCCGAUGAGCCCAGUGAGGGCCGCAGCAUCACAUACGGAGAGUUGCUCCGCGAGGUAUCCAGAGUUGCUUGGGUGCUCAAGUCGCAAGGUGUUCGCAAGGGUGACACCGUUGCCAUUUAUCUUCCUAUGAUUCCCGAGGCGCUCGUUGCUUUCUUGGCUUGCGCGCGUAUUGGUGCCGUCCACUCCGUGGUUUUCGCUGGAUUUUCAUCCGAUUCAUUGCGUGACCGCGUUCUCGAUGCAAACUCCAAGUUUGUCAUUACUGCCGAUGAGGGCAAGCGUGGUGGAAAGAUUAUUGGCACAAAGAAGAUCGUCGACGAGGCUUUGAAGCAGUGCCCCGACGUCACAAAUGUUCUUGUCUUUAAGCGCACCGGCGCCGAUGUCCCAUGGACCAAGGGUCGUGACUUGUGGUGGCACGAGGAGGUCGAGAAAUACCCCAACUACAUUGCUCCUGAGACUGUGGACUCCGAGGAUCCUCUUUUCCUUCUAUAUACGUCCGGUUCUACCGGUAAGCCCAAGGGUGUCAUGCACACAACUGCCGGUUAUUUGCUUGGCGCUGCCAUGACUGGCAAAUAUGUCUUUGACAUCCACGACGAUGAUCGCUAUUUCUGCGGUGGUGAUGUGGGUUGGAUUACUGGCCACACCUAUGUCGUCUACGCUCCUUUGCUUUUGGGUGUGGCAACUGUCGUGUUCGAGAGUACUCCUGCCUACCCUAACUUCUCGCGUUACUGGGAUGUUAUUGAGAAGCACAAAGUUACUCAAUUCUACGUUGCUCCCACUGCACUUCGUCUGCUCAAGCGUGCUGGAGAUGAGCAUAUUCAUCACAAGAUGGAGCACCUUCGUGUGCUCGGAUCUGUUGGUGAACCUAUUGCCGCUGAGGUUUGGAAGUGGUACUUUGAGAGUGUCGGUAAGGAGGAAGCUCACAUUGUCGAUACUUACUGGCAAACCGAAACCGGAUCAAACAUCAUCACUCCAUUGGGUGGUGUUACUCCUACCAAGCCUGGCAGUGCAUCUCUUCCAUUCUUUGGCAUCGAGCCCGCUAUUAUUGACCCUGUAUCUGGCGCUGAGAUUACCGGAAACGACGUUGAGGGUGUUUUGGCUAUUAAACAACCAUGGCCCAGCAUGGCUCGUACCGUCUGGGGUGCUCACAAGCGUUACAUGGACACAUACCUGAAUGUGUACAAGGGCUACUACUUCACUGGCGAUGGAGCUGGCCGUGACCACGAAGGAUACUACUGGAUCCGUGGCCGUGUUGACGAUGUCGUCAAUGUUUCCGGUCACAGGCUUUCAACUGCUGAGAUUGAAGCUGCUCUCCUUGAGCAUCCUAUGGUCGCGGAAGCCGCCGUCGUUGGUGUUGCUGAUGAGCUCACCGGACAAGCUGUAAAUGCCUUUGUCUCGCUCAAGAGUGGCAAUGAAUCUACCGAGCAAGUCCGCAAAGACCUCAUCAUGCAAGUACGGAAGUCAAUUGGACCUUUCGCUGCUCCCAAACAAAUCAUCCCCGUUGAUGACCUUCCCAAGACUCGCAGUGGCAAAAUCAUGCGUCGUAUUCUCCGCAAGAUUCUUAGUGGCGAGGAGGAUAGCCUUGGCGAUACUUCUACGCUCUCGGAUCCUAGCGUCGUGGACAAGAUCACCGAAGCAGUCAAAGCUCUGCGCAAGUAA